AUGCUGCAAUGGAUGGGAGGAUCGAGGCGGAAAGUGGCUGCUUCACACACGUCAGUGAAGAAGAGGCAAAAACAAUACUUUGAGCAGAGGAGACAGCAACAGCAUCAGCUCACAGUUGAGUCUGAGAGCUGUAGUAAUGAUAGAAACAACAGUCAUCAACAGUCAAGAGAACACCAGUCUUUGGAUAUUCUCAAUUUAUUGAACUUGUCAACCGUUACUCCUGAAUGCAAACCUUCUCGUUCAGAAGAUGGAAUGGAAGAUCUGGAUGCUGAUUUCUACAGUCUGAAGGACAACAUUUCGGGAGUAGGAAGUUCAUUAAACCAUAAAGCAGAAACUUCUUCCUCAAAGAGGAUUCCGUUUUGUUUACCUGAGAACCAGACAAAUGAUUCGAAAAAAGCAAACACCACAGCGGAUCUGAUGGAUGGCACAGAACGGAAGUUAUCUGUCUUUGAUUUGGUUGGUGAUGAUCAUACAACAACCAACCUGGAAGAAAGUUCUCCAUCCGAGGCUCACAUGGCAUUUUCAGUUGAAGGAUUAGGUAAAAUAAACACGGAGACUCCGCUUAAUUCUCCACAUCCAUCAGACAGAAAAUUUGCGUACCAGUGUUCAUCUCCAUGGAAUGAUUCUGGUCAACCAGAUACAUCAAACGCCAGGGAAAGGCACAACGACUUUGAGAAGGAAAUAGACACAAUAAUUGAAAGUAGCAAAUUGUUCCAAGAUGACAGUCAUUAUAGGUCUCCCGUUGGCAUACAAGCUAAAACUGGGGGCAGAAAGAAAAAACUGCACACUUUCACUGAUCACUUACAUAAACCAUAUAUUAGCGAGUCAAGAAGCUACUUCUGUGACGCUGUAGAUUUCAACAAAGGCAGGGUCGUUGAUGAAAACGAGUGGAACGCUAAGUCCGCCUUUCUUGAUGACGGUGAAGGCAGUUUUUACUGGAAGGAUCAACAGCCAUGCCAGGAAAAUGUAAACCUUAAUUUCAUGAAUUAUGGAAACGAUUAUACUACUGAGAGUCGGUCUUCUGCAGAACACCAUGGGACAAAGAAGAGGGAUUACCUGGAAACGACCUGGAGGCCCAACAUCGAAGAUUCACCAGUUCGAAGACCGCUUCGUUUUGAAAGGACCAUUGAUCAUCCAACUUUCACUAAGGCAGCCUAUUUCAAAUCCCCCGAUAACUUUGAUUUUGACAAUGUAAUUGACCAACCGGUUUGGUCAUCCAUUGUACCUGAUGAAGAUAAAGACAGCCUUAGCUUGCGCAGCGAAGAAUCUUGCUCGUCUAGUGCAGUUUGGGCCAAUGAAACCCCCGUUUCACAGUUUGAAACCAACCCAAAACAGAGGAAGAGGGAAAUUAGUUCAUUUCGCAACCUUGAAGACAAGAGCUAUCUGAAGAAUGACAUUUUCCAAGAAUCCUGGGAAGAUUGGGAUGUGGAUGAUCAACAUUUGAAUAGAAGAGUUGGGUCUGUAAAGCAGGUCAGACUAUCAAACUCAGGAAAGUUGAAAUGUACCAGUCAGAGAGAAUCCCCUUUUCGUGGUGGUCUCGACGCGCCUUACAAUUGGUUUGCAGAAGGAUUAACAGCUGCAGGCAUAAGCUCAGAUAUUACAACCGAGAGAGGCAAACCAUAUCCUUUCCUAAACCCCAAUGUUGGUAGUUCGCACUGGCGUCAAUCUCCUGCCCCUGAUUUUCCUAAGUUUUCAGUAGGAGGCACUGGAGAGGAUGAUGAUGAUGAUGGUGAACAAGGGAAUGUGAACUGUUUAUCAGCAAACCAUAAAUCUAAACUAGCAGGAGACAUCUGCAGUUUUGGGAGUGAAACAAUCUCAGAGAACGAUGAGCAAAGCAAAGAAGUGAAUCACCCAAAAAAUCAGGGAGAUGAGACCUCAUCAUCCGUUGCAAAGAGCCUGUCAGACGAAAAUGAGUAUGUACGAUGUAACCCCAACAAGGAGGUCAUGGAAGCUCGACAUCAAGGAAACAGAGAAUCAGGAGGAAAGACUAGUGGAGACUCGUUCCAACAAAUGAUAAUGCUGGAAAGACGCACGCUUCAACUUGUUUGUUUAAAUAAGACAUUGUUCCUUGACUCCUUAAAAACUUAG
Messenger RNA from Eutrema salsugineum, 2088 nucleotides. RefSeq lists its product as uncharacterized. The record is from RefSeq and is a predicted model, not a curated record. The transcript is spliced from 19 exons. NCBI's taxonomy places the organism in Eukaryota, Viridiplantae, Streptophyta, Magnoliopsida, Brassicales, Brassicaceae. Bases 1 to 2088 code for a protein of 695 amino acids.